AUGAAUUUGAUUAAAGGGUUUCACAUCAUACUCUAUCUCUACCUUGAGCAGCUGUUCACAGGCCUCUGCUUUGCGCAGAAUAACGCUACCGGUACCGCGGGCCUCGGCGGUGCUUGCAAGGGUAACGAAAUCACCACCCGACAAGUCAGCCACUGCCAGUGUCAGUUGACAGUAGGCACACAAUGCAAGAACUGCGAUCUGAGCCAAGAUUGCCCGAAUUCAGGCUCCAUCUACAGCCACAGUCAACUCGAGAAAUGUGGCGUGGGCUGUACGGACGACAACAACGCGUGUAAUUCUUGUUACAUCUGGUUCGAACAACUGUGCAAGUGUCUCCAAGAUGGAGCAGCAGUUUGUCCACAAAGCCCAUCGACGUCCGCGGGCGCUUACUGGGUCUUGAUGAGCUCAGGGAGCCUGAUGACAACUACGCAGCUGAUACCGGGAAUUCGAGAACUCAGUAUUGAGGACCCUUGGGAAUGGGGACAACAGCUGUACACCCGGGGCUCUCAGGCACUAGCCAUCAAUUCGGCCCGCACGCGCAGCCAGGAGCAGAUUCACAUGCAUAUAUGUUCGAUCAAUCAGGCCGCACAAACCUACCUGGACAACUUGGAUCAUACCAAUUAUCAGUCCCUGACAAAGAUACCAGGGAAGCCUUGGUAUUGUCGAGCUAAUCAAAAUAAGGGCCAGCCGAUCUCGGGCGUGACAGCGGACACUCAGAAUAGGCUAGCAAGCGGUCAGGUGUGUGUGGAUUAUGUUGGAGCUGCCGUGAUUGUGGACAGCAGAGAUCGAACUUGGGCGUGCGUGACUUACGAUGAUAGCACGACUGAAUACGUCUUCUGCCAUUAA
Molecule: messenger RNA, 843 nt
Organism: Penicillium maclennaniae
Lineage: Eukaryota; Fungi; Ascomycota; Eurotiomycetes; Eurotiales; Aspergillaceae
Exons: 1
Coding region: 1-843 (280 amino acids)
Biological process (GO): phospholipid biosynthetic process
Cellular component (GO): membrane
Molecular function (GO): CDP-diacylglycerol diphosphatase activity
Source: RefSeq, a predicted model, not a curated record